This is a messenger RNA of Trypanosoma theileri, 3534 nucleotides long. RefSeq lists its product as uncharacterized. The coding region runs from base 1 to 3534 and encodes 1177 amino acids. The record is from RefSeq and is a predicted model, not a curated record. Lineage: Eukaryota; Euglenozoa; Kinetoplastea; Trypanosomatida; Trypanosomatidae. The transcript has a single exon.
AUGAACCGCAAAAACGCCGUUGGCAAAAACGCCCGGUCGUCGACUGUCUCUGUGGGGCUCCGCCCCGAAGAGGGGCCGCUGCUGCCGGAGAUGCCGCCGUUUUUCCCCGACCCCGUCGCCCUCGACGCGGAGGACCGUCACCUCGUCGUCCUCCGCGAUGCCCUCUUCCAGCGGGAGUAUGAACAGAGCACCAAGGCACUUCUCUACCACGUGGAAAUGCAACUGGAAAAACGAGAGAAAGAGGAGGGGAGUCGUAGUGGAAGUUGCACCCCGGCCUCACGCCUUAGUAGUGUCGAUACCCCAGGAAGGGAUGUAUCUCGCACAGCCUUGUCUCCACUCCCACCAGAACCUGCAACAGAAUCAACACCUAUACCACCGAUUCCUUCUGAAAGAAAAGAUGUUGUUCUCAGCGGGAGGACACCAUCAGUUUUAAAGUCAAAAGGUUCUAAAAAAGGUGGUGUUACUGAGGAUUCAGUGGAUCCCCCACAAAUUGUCAACAUUGCAGGGGGUUCUAUUGCUUCUGUCAUUCUUGCAAAUGAUGAUAAUGAGAUAGGACAAGAUGUAACUAGUAAACAAGGAAAAUCCGUUCCUGGUGUUGUUUUUGAUGAAAGUGAAGUUGAAGGAGAUCAACAUCAACAGGAGCAUCGUUUUCGUACACCAUUAACAACACCAGAAAUACCAGUCUAUCUUACACAACCUAUGCCACCAUCGCUUAUCACAUUAGCUGAAGAAAUUGGCAGAACAAAUGCCACUCUUGAUACAUGUGCUGCGGUGAUGACUAUUCUUCAAGCUCAGGAACAACAUGGUGGAUCUAUUAUUCCUUUAUUAUGUCCUGUACAAUCAGCAGAAGCGACUGUGGAGCCACGAAAAGCAACAGAAACUGCUUCUGUUAUUACUCCAUCUACUUUUUCUUCUGGUAGUCAACGUGGAAAGACAUCAAUAGCUGUUCCUCCCAUUCGUUACGUUUCUACAUUUCCUCUUAUUGAUGCAUUUGUAUUGGAAGCGGAGCAAAGAGUCGCAGUGGAAAUGUUUUGUGAAGAUAUUUGUGAAAAUAUUGUUUCCUUAGCAGCAGAAAUUUAUGUUUCCCGGUGUUUUGAUGCUUUGGCUACCAGUUACACAGCCUACUCUGUAUGGGAUGAAUUGCAUGAUAACGUUGUUCGCUCCUUUAUUCCUCGUGAUCCAGGUAAACCACGGUCAUUAGAGUCGGAACUUGAUUCCGCACUUGCCAUUAGACAAGUAAAAAAUAAAAAGUCAAAUAGUGAAAAUGUAGUUAAUGCGAGAAAUUUUAUUCUCCCAACAACAGGGUCAAUUAAUGGAUCUCCUCCAUAUUUUGGUAUGCUUCCUAUUUGGACAUCCUCACCAUCGUUACUUAGUGCUGAAGCAAUUCUUUCAUUUCAUCAGAAGGCGACAGUACCUCCAAAGGUAUUUUCUGGUAAAGACGAAGAUAAUAGUAGCCAUAUCAAUAAAAGUGAUAGUGAAAAUGAAAAACCAAAGAGUAUAGUACAUCGACCACUAAGUUCUACUUUUUCUCGUCUUCUCGAUGCAUCCUUGCAGGAAGGUCAGAAAAGACGUGCUGUAAAUGGGGUUAUCGUGACAGAUUUUUCUCCCCGAGGUAAAUCAAAUGAAGCAUGGAGAGCGACUGGUUUUACUAUUGAAGAAGAUAUGAAAAAUCCUGGUGACCCCCCUGAUGCCAUUCCAUUGGAUGAUUAUGCUCGAUACGUUAUUCCAAAAAGUGAGGACGUAUUAAAGAAACAACAACAAGAAGAAGAAGAAAAGAAAAACAAAGAAGAAGAAUUAGGUAGUCGAAAAGUACAACGUCGUCGUGUGAGUCGUAAGAGUCAACGUUCAUUGAGUGGUCAAAACGUUAGUAAUCGAAAAGAAGGUGAAGGUGAAGUUCAACAAUCUGUAAACCCUCAUGGUUCAGAUUAUAACUCAAGUCAAAUGAUUAAAGGUAAGAAACGACGAGGAAAGCAGUUACAACAAGAACUUUCUGAUGCUGUUACAGUUAGUAUUGGAGGUGGCAGUACAACACGACCUAUAUCACCUGAAUUUAUGGGAGAUGAUAACUGGACGAAGGCAUUACGACAUCUUCCACGUGGUUACUUAUCAAUGGUUGGAACUAGUAACCAAAUUACAAGUGGUCGAAACCAAACGACGGAGAAUCUUGUUCUUAUAGAAGGGGAUAACGCAGUUACAGUUGCUUCAAAUGUGAAGAAGCAAAGAGGUACUUCAGCUGAUGGUGAUAAUUUAAGUGAUAUUAAAAAGUCUAGAAGUCGUAAUAGAUCUCUUUCUCCUACAACACAAGCAAGUACAAGAAGUGAUGAUCCCAAGACAACACUUCAGGUUAAUAUUACUCAUUAUGGAACUGUAUCAUUUAAUACAAUACGAGGUUCUGUAACCACGAGUGCAACAACACAGAAUCGUGGUAUCACGUCACCUUUCCGUCAGGAAAAGAAUAAUAAGCAGAAACAGCAACAAACACAAUCACAAAAAGAAUCACAAAAACAAGAGUCACCAAAACGUAUGGUUAAAUCUCGUGAUGGUUAUACUUUUCUCUCACGCAAGGAGCAACGACGACAGGAGGAACGUUUGCGACGUCAAAAAGAAGCGGCAGAACAGGCAGCGUAUGAGAAUAUGUUUUUUACGGCACCUCCACCACCGGUAAAUACAUCAGCUGAAAAUGCUGAAAACACGGGUAGUAAUCAAGAAACUAAGAAAACACAAACGCAACCACAAUCACAACAACCGUUGAAGAUUGUUCCUGAACCUGGUGUUCUUAUUGAACAGUGGCCUACCGCAUCACCUGAUAAGAAUACGAAAUCUGGAGUGGUAAUUAAUACUAAAACACGUUAUCGCCGUGGUAAAGAAACAGAGACUGCACGUCAAGAAACUCAAUCAGGAGCAAUAGUCUCAGACGGUGGUGAUUGGAUAUUGCCAGAUGGAAAAUACCGUUGGUCUGGUUUUGACCCUGCAAACAGAGAAAAGGCGGCGGCAGCGGCAGCAGCAGCUACAACAACAACACCAGUAGUAGCUGCAGCACCAGUACCUCGACCAGCAGUGUCAAUUUCUACAGAAGGAAAAUUCAUUUCACAACAGAAGAGUUCAGAGGAACGUGAAGAAGGGAAAGUGGAAGGAAGUACAACUCAAAAUAAAGAAUCUUCACCCAAGAAUAAUGCUUCUACGAGAACGUUUCCAAAGCCUGUAGCUCGACCUAUUAGACGAGCUCCACCAGUCAUUGUUACCACACAUAAAGAGGAAGAAAAGCCGAAACAAAAAUCUGAGAAAGACAAAAAAGUAUCCGAUAAAGAGUUGAAUGAAAAAGCAAAAACUCUAACUAUGAAAAGAAAUCGCGCUGCUAAGAGUUCACCAUUGCGUGUAACAUUGCCACGACUCCCUCCACAACUUCAACUUUCAAACGGUGAAAAUGAACCACUUUCAGGUAGAAAAGGUGUGAAAACCCCUUCGGCUGUUGAAGAGAACAAGAUAAGACUCUUAGCUUCUAUUCUUCAAAAUACUAAGGGUAUGAUGGAAUAG